GUGAGUGUGGGUGGCCCCGGCAAGUCUCCUGCACAACAACGCGCGUCCCGCUGUCGGACAGGACGUGGCUUGGAGUGUCUCUGCGUGUCCCGUCUUGUGACCCCCCCCCCAUACCAGCUCGUCUGUCUCCCUAGAUAGCUCCUCGUCCGUGUCUCCGUGUGUGUCUCUCUGUAUCGGGGCUGUCUCUGUCCGCUCGUGUCCCGUCUGACUUGGGGCGACUCCGACCCCCGUGUCUCUCGUCAACUCGCUGUGUGUCCGCUGCGUGUCUCACCUGUCCCACCUUCGUGGGAGUUUGCGUGGAGUCGCUGAGUCGACGGGUCGGGCUUAGUUGUUGUUGUUGUUGUUUGUUUGUUUUCGUGAUCGCAAGUGGCGAUUAAGGAGUUGAGGAGGAGUUGUAGAGCGAAGGGCCGUGUCGAUGCUGCUACGCGCAGGGCACGAGUGAAGCAGAAAGAGAGAGACCGCAGGGUGAGAUGAUUUCCCAACGACCGCAAAGCCCGCGGCAGUGACCUCACACGCUGUUUAACAAGAUCGCUUGUCAGGAGUCGGCGAUGCAUUGAGACGGACGGGCGCACGGAAUGGACGGCCUCUGCCGGAGGGAAGGCGCCGGCGUUGGCACCGCAAGCGGCUCGUGGUUCGGGCCCCUGGCGACGUCGGGACGGGCGUCGAACCGGGACCCCGCGCGCGAGCCUCCCAAGCUGACCCACGACCCUCCCUGGGAGGAGACCUUUGACCCCGAGGUGUCGCCCAGGUCUCAGGACUCCCCCCUGGACCUCACCCGCGAAAGGGAGGUGCCCAAAACCUACGACCGGCAUGGAGCCCUCGACCUCUCCCUGAAGACGGCCCCGUGGGGGCGCGCCGCCGCCGCCGAGGGCGGCCUCACCGCUGCCGAGGCCGGCCUCACCGUGCCCUCUCUCGCCGCCGCCACCGCGCGCGCUCAAGGAUACCCGGCGGCCUCUUCCGCCGAGAACCAUGACGGCGCCACGGAAUGGCCCGAUGGCGGACAGCACCCCGGCCGGCAGCACGCGGUGCUCUCGCGGCUGUGCACCGCGCGCCACCACGGCCUCAAAGUGCACGUCCCCGAAGGGCCGGCGCGCGACCCAAACGCCAACGGCGGCAACGGCAGCAACGGCAGAAACGGCGGUGGCAGCUGCUGCCGGGGCCAGCGAGCGGUGCUGGCCCCUGCGCGGCAGCAGCAGCAGCUGCAGCAGCUGCUGCUGCUGCGUCACCGCUCGCCCACCCUGCCCCUUGCGCUGCCGGUGCUGGCCUCUCGGCAGACGGCAGCUCCACAGGGGCAAAGACAAUCGCAGCUGCACAAAAAUUCGCAGCUGCACACAAAUUCGCAAUUGCACGCAAAUUCACAGUUUCAUGCAAAUUCACAGUUGCACGCAAAUUCGCAGUUGCACGCAAAUUCGCAGCUGCAAACAAAUUCACAGCCGCACACAAAUUCACAACCGCACUCAAAUUCACACCUGCACACAAAUUCACAGCCACACUCAAUUUCACAACCACACUCAAAUUCCCAACCGCACUCAAAUUCACAACCACACUCAAAUUCACAGCUGCACUCAAAUUCACAGCUGCACUCAAAUUCACAACUGCACUCAAAUUCACAACCACACUCAAAUUCACAACUGCACUCAAAUUCACAACUGCACACAAAUUCACAACCACACUCAAAUUCACAACCACACUCAAUUUCACAACUGCACUUAAAUUCACAAAUGCACUCAAAUUCACAGCCACACUCAAAUUCACAAAUGCACUCAAAUUCACAACUGCACACAAAUUCACAGCUGCACACAAAUUCACAACUGCACUCAAAUUCCCAACCGCACUCAAUUUCACAACUGCACCCAAAUUCACAGCUGCACUCAAAUUCACAACCGCACUCAAUUUCACAACCGCACUCAAAUUCACAACCGCACUCAAAUUCACAACCGCAGUCAAUUUCACAGCUGCAAACAAAUUCACACCUGCACACAAAUUCACAGCUGCACUCAAAUUCACAGCCGCACUCAAUUUCACAACUGCACUCAAAUGCACAAUCGCACUUACAUUCACACCUGCACACAAAUUCACAACUGCAUACAAAUGCACAGCUGCACUCAAAUUCACAACCACACUCACAUUCACAACUGCAAACAAAUUCACACCUGCACACAAAUUCACAACUGCACACAAAUUCACAACCGCACUCAAAUUCACAAAUGCACUCAAAUUCGCAACCGUACUCAAUUUCACAACCGCACUCAAAUUCACAACCGCACUCAAAUGCACAACUGCACUCAAAUUCACAGCUGCAAACAAAUUCACACCUGCACGCAAUUUCACAACUGCACUCAAAUUCACAGCUGCACUCGAAUUCACAACUGCACACAAAUUUGCAGCCACACACAAAUUCAGAGUCACACUUGAAUUUCCAACUGCACUUCAAUUCACAGGCACACUCGAGUUCACUGCCAUACACACAUUCGCACACGUACUCAAAUUUGCAGUCACAGUCGAAUUUACAAGCACACUUGCAUUCACAGUCGCACUUAAAUUCACAGCAACACCUGCACCCGCAUUCCCAGCCGCCCUCACGACCGCCGGAUUUACAAACGCAGCCACAAUCCCAGCAUCAGCCGCACUCGCGACAGUUGCAUCCGCCGAUGCACGCGGACUUUCAAUCGCAGCCCCGCAAUCAAUCGCAGAUACAGCCGUACCCGCAGUUAGACUCGCAGCCACAACUUCCGCUGCACGCUCAGGUGCAGUCUCAGCAUGUGGGGCCUUCCCCGACGCAACCGUCGCCCCAAAUGCACUUCCACACGCAACUGCAACAGCAGCAACAGCUGCAGCAGCUGCAGAAGCUGCACCAUCCGCACGCCCGGCUGCUACCUCAUCCUCAACUCCCCGCCACCGCCCCGGCUAUUCCCUCCGGCGCACGUUGGCCGUACCUCGCUCGCAGCCCGGACGCCGCCGCCGCCGCCUCCACCAGCAGCCACGGAGGGCCGUCCAAGCCGUCGUACGGGGCCCCCUCCUGCUGGCGCCGAGCGGCAGGCACGAGCAUCGACGGGCAGCGAGGACGGCCGGACGCCAUCGCCAGGACGCGCGUCUUGUCCAACGCCGCCUGCGAGAUGCCGUCGGCCGUCCCUCCGGCGGCUGCUAUCGCCCUCGCCGCGGGUGUCGAUCCGGCCGCACGAGCGCCGUGGGCGGCGGUGCCGCGGACUUCUACGGCCGCUACGGCGGUCGUGCGGACGCCGUGCAAAGGCUCCCCAUGGGCCUCUUGGGGGGCCGUGCAGCCCGAGGGACGGGCUCCAGUGGGCCCCUCGCUGCCUGCGCCUCACCGCUGCUCACAGGUUGGAUACCAGCCAAUCCGCAUCGUCGACCUGACCAAGGAAAAUGGCAGCUCGUACCACGACCAGCUGGCGACCUUCCCAACCACCUCCUCCUCAUCCUCCUCCUCCACGGCCGCCACGCCCACGCCGUGCCGCCAGGGUCUGCAACAGCCGCCGCUGCCGACCCCGCGCCUGCCGCCAAGUGUGCCCGACCCGGCGAGCCCUAAGGAGGGUGGCCUGCUGGAGACGCGGACAGAACACGAGCGGCUUCAGGACGAGGUGCGGGGGUUCGUGCGGGCGGCCGCAGCUCGGCGGGACGGGAGCUCCGCGUCGCGUCUCCGGCGCUACGAGCGGGAGGUGCCGCGUGCGACACUGGAUGACCACGCCGAUCGGGCGACGCUGCUGGCGCCGCCGCCGUGGGGGGGGGGGCAGCGGGAGCGGCUCCGGCACGUUCGUCGGGGAGGAAGCGCACCGGAUCGCCGCGGCGGAGACACGCGGCCACAGGCGGCGGUGGACCGGCGGCAGGACACGCUCCGGGGAGCCGACGACCGGAGCCGGAGCAGCAGUCCGGAACGGGCACGCGAGACGCUGCGCGAUGAUCCGGAACACUUCGCAAAUUGCCGUCGGCGGGAGCGGCGGCUGGACGGCCGGGACGGGAGUCAACCGCGUGACGAUUGCGUUCAGGAUCAGGAUUUCCAUCAGGAUGAGUUUCAAGCGUGUCUGGAUCGCCAGCAGGUUAUCACGUGGGAUGCUUAUCAGGACGGUCGGCAAGAUCGGUGCCAUCCCGCGGAUGAGAUUGCAUUUCAGCAGGUGAGCACCGAUGGUGGGGCAGCGUGCAGGGAAGUUACGGUGAGCGGAGCGGCCGACUCAAAGAGAAUCGAUCCAGAUUCAGACGGUACGCACGAUGGGAGCCAAGCAUCCAAACUUCCCAACGACCAGCACGCCGGGGAUUUCCACGCCGCUGGCUCGUUUGUCGCACCAGCCGCGGAAGAGAACGUCACGGCAGAGAGCUGCGUGUCGCGGCUGGCCAUCGUCAACAUCAUGACGGCCGCCACUUACGGAGGGAGCCGCAGAUGCCGACCAAACGACGGAGGCCCAGUGGAGCGACGACGAAAAUUCACCCGCAGGCGGUCGCUCUCAUCGGCGGCAAAUCGGCGAUGAUGGCGACGACGGCGAUGACGACGACGGGCAGCCGCAGCCAUCCGGGCAGGCCGUAGACUGUCCCGGCACGCACGCGGCCUUCAGGCGCUCGUUCUCGUAUCCCGUCACCGAGCGCGACGUCCAGACGGAAUGCGACGUAGUCUUC
Molecule: messenger RNA, 4623 nt
Organism: Lethenteron reissneri (Far Eastern brook lamprey)
Lineage: Eukaryota; Metazoa; Chordata; Hyperoartia; Petromyzontiformes; Petromyzontidae
Source: RefSeq, a predicted model, not a curated record